Molecule: messenger RNA, 1341 nt
Organism: Xenopus laevis (African clawed frog)
Lineage: Eukaryota; Metazoa; Chordata; Amphibia; Anura; Pipidae
Gene: phyhd1.L
Product: phytanoyl-CoA dioxygenase domain-containing protein 1-like
Exons: 11
Coding region: 45-1028 (327 amino acids)
Source: RefSeq, a predicted model, not a curated record
CCAAGUCCAAAUUCUCCCUCCCACCCCCAUGGGUCAGUGGUCACAUGAUCAGAGUGGGUAGGCAGGGCCCCUCGUCAGAUGUAAUCUGUGCUGAUUCCGACUACUGCUGUAACCCUCCCCUUCCUAGGGCUUUGCUAUCUAGGAUUCCAGGCAUGGCAGCUGUUACUGAUGAGCAGGUCCAGAGGUUCCGUAGGGAUGGAUACCUGGUACUGGAGGGGGUGUUUAACCCCCAGGAGUGUGAGCAGAUGAAGCAGGAGAUUAACAAGAUUCUGGAAGAAAUGGAUGUGCCGCCCCAUUGCCGCACAGAGUUCAUCACCCAGCAGGAAGAUCAGCUCCGUGCCCAGGGCAGUGCCGAUUAUUUCAUGACCAGCGGAGACAAGAUUUGUUUUUUCUUUGAGAGGGGGGUGUUUGAUGAGAAGGGUGACUUCCUGGUGCCGAGGGAGAAGUCUGUGAAUAAGAUUGGGCACGCUUUGCACGCUCACAAUCCUGUCUUCAAAGAGGCGACCCACAAAGCUCAAGUACAGGAGACGGGACGGAGUCUGGGCCUUGUGAAACCCGUCAUAGUGCAGAGCAUGUACAUAUUCAAGCAACCAGGCAUUGGAGGAGAAGUAACCCCACACCAAGAUGCCACAUUCUUGCACACGGAGCCACUUGGGCGGAUAAUAGGAUUUUGGAUCGCCAUAGAAGAUGCAACAGAAGUAAACGGCUGCUUGUGGUUUAUUCCAGGAUCUCACCGUGCUGGUAUUUCUAGGCGCAUGGUUCGUACACCACCGGGCACCUUCCCACUUACGGAGUUUGUGGGAGAAGAGCCAAAGUAUGAUGAGGAUCAGUUUGUAGCGGCUCCCGUUCCUAAAGGGGGCCUGGUUCUCAUCCACGGAGAAGUUGUCCAUAAAAGUGAACUGAACAGCUCUCCAAACUCUCGCCAUGCCUAUUCUUUCCAUGUGAUGGAAUCUGAAGGAACCAGAUGGAGCCCAGAUAACUGGCUUCAACCAACACCUGAGCUCCCAUUCCCUUCCCUAUUUACCUAAAACAGCAUUGGAACUGCUUUGUCUUCAGAACAAAACCUACAGUUAAACCAGUAGCACACAUCAAUGGGUUUUACAGAAUAUUCAAAGAAUUUAUUAUAACAGAAAACCGAUUCCAUUUACAUGGGAAGAAUUAGCAGAACCCGUAACAAACCCCCCCCUCCCAGCCUCUCAGGGGCAAGUCAAUACUGCAUACAGAUAUUACAUGAGACUUCAUUAUAUUCCAUAGAAUCAAGAAAAGCUAUUUUUGGUGUGCAUGACAUAUGUUUCAGAACAUAUUUUUAAAAAGAUUUUAAAUAAAUAAAAAUCAACACAA